UUGCAUCUGACGCAAAACGCCACCGAAUCAGGAACCAAAAAUAGAAAGCUGCAAGAUCAAGAAGACAAAAACCAUCGAUGGCGGAUCAAAACCGAUCAGAGGAGAAGACUGUGAAAUCGCCAAAUGUGUUUGAACGAGUUAAAGAAGAAAUAGAGGCAAUGGGUCAUCAUGAAAAGUCCAAGAGUCGUCACCAUGACAAAGAGACUCAUGGAACAAGUGACGACAUUGAUGAGAGCACUCCAAUUGAUUAUGUGAAAGGACCUGGUUUCUUUCAACGACUGAAAGAAGAGAUUGAAGCUAUCUUUAAUGCUGUUACUCCCAAGCGUUCUUCAAAGAAGUGAAAUUGUAUCAUAUCUGUGUUAUGUUGUGUGUAUAUAUGUUAAUGCACAAGUGAGAAGAAAAUCUUAGAUAAACUCAGUUUCUUGUAAUGAAUCGUAUCAGAAUGUUAAGACUUGGAAUAAUGUGAUUGUUUUUGAGUUGGAGUCUUUAACAGCGAUUACCAGAAAAAGUUAAGUGACUCUUGGAUUUAUCAAUAAGAGUGUUUUAAAGUGAUG
This is a messenger RNA of Arabidopsis thaliana (thale cress), 554 nucleotides long. Its product is annotated as neurofilament heavy protein. Lineage: Eukaryota; Viridiplantae; Streptophyta; Magnoliopsida; Brassicales; Brassicaceae. The coding region runs from base 78 to 341 and encodes 87 amino acids. The record is from RefSeq and is marked reviewed. The transcript is spliced from 2 exons.